CGCACGUGCUGGAGCUCCGGAAGACAAGAUGAGUUCAGUGCAAGAGGAGAAGCCCCCAGAGCCAGCGAAGGCGGUCCGCGAACUACGCAACGCGGAGCUAGUGUCGCGACUACUCGCCGCAACACCGCCAUACUUGUACAGCUCGUUCCCACUGCAACCACACGCGUUCUUCUUCAGCGAGAUGCUACGGUCUUUUGUGACGCGGCAACCAAGGCCUAAUCACUAUCACAGGAGAUUCAAACGGCGGUCGCAUAAAUAUUUCGCUGAAAAUGAAGAGUGGCGGCGAGACUGGACAAAACAGGACGAAGAAAAAAAGGAGCCAGAAACUCGACCCGAAGUUCCGUUAGAGUUGACUGUGGAGAAGCAUCCCCGAGUGCCAUCGCCGAGGAGGCUGUCGCCGAAGAUUGAACAGAAGCCCAGCAGUCCGCCUCCUGGCCGACAGUCGUCUUUCGUCGAUGUAGGCACAGAAGAACUUCCCAAACCCUCGCCUUGCGUCGGCAGAGCUGAUGCCGUACCUUCAAACCUCAUCCUACCCCCGCCUCCGCCAAUGUGGUAUCCACCCAUCUACAACCCACAAUUCGGCGUAGACCCUCUAAACUUUUUCAUAGACUUACGUGUCUCUGGUCAUAUAUAUGACAGGAAACGCGCGCUAGCUGAAGGUUUAGACAACAUUAGCCAAGAACGACCAGAGGAUUCCGGCUUAGACAAAAGAUUAGGCAGGGAUUUCGGAAUGAAACCUCGCCACGUAUCCGCGUUCUCCGUUCCGGUGAGACCAGGCACCGUAGCUCCUGAAGUACCCACUAAAUAUUUUGACCAGAACGGCGCCAACAAGCAGGGUAAACUCAACGGGACGUCGUAUAUAAUGAAGAAUUUGAAAAACGUUUAUGAAAAUUUGAAAAGCUCUCAAAAUGUAAAAGACGUCUCCAAGGUGGAUAAGGAAGAAGAUACAAAAGCAGAGUCCUCAGAUAUUGAUGACGAUAUAAUAGAUUAGUUGUUUAUUGUCUACCUAAUAAAUAAUAGGUAAAAGUGUAAUUUAUAGUGAUGACUGAUGACGGAUGACUGAAUUAAAUAUUAAAUAGAGAAUGAUGAAAUUAGCUCGCUUCCUUCAAUAAGAAGGUAACUAAAUUAAAAGUGUUUAAAGAUUUCUGUAGAUCAAGUUGUCAAAAUGAUUAUGUGUGACUGUAUGUCGGCAUAAUCAAACUAUAUAACUCGAUGUCCCUAAAAUACUCAUACCUCCUUAUUAUUAUUUCAUAUGUUUUGUGAUUGGGGGUUGUACUUAGGACUUAUAGGUACAUGAGCAUACUGUACAGUUUGGCAAAAAAGUGUACAAACGGAACUAUUUUUUUUUAUCAUAGCAACACUUACUGUUCGUUAAU
Leguminivora glycinivorella is the source of this 1376-nucleotide messenger RNA. RefSeq lists its product as uncharacterized. Bases 29 to 991 code for a protein of 320 amino acids. The transcript has 3 exons. NCBI's taxonomy places the organism in Eukaryota, Metazoa, Arthropoda, Insecta, Lepidoptera, Tortricidae. The record is from RefSeq and is a predicted model, not a curated record.